AAUGCACCUCGCUCCUGCUCUUGCGUUCAGGGUCCCUACUCUGUUUUUGCUUUGUGCGAGGAUGGUAUAUGUGAUGGAUCAAUGUUUGCCCGUUGUUUCUGGUUAAAAGUAUCCGGCAUUUGACGGCUUUAAUGUCCCGUGCGGCUUACAGAAAAAGAAUAAGCAAAACAGGAACCGGCUGGCACUUUCGCCGGACAAUGGACGAACUGGUCCAUGACCUGGUGUCAGCACUGGAGGAAAGCUCAGAGCAAGCUGCACGCGGUGGCUUUGGUGACGGAGGAGACCAUGCGCUGGCUGUGGGCUGUUUGCUUAAGAGACAGGCCCGAAAACGACGAGGCAGGAAACGGCGAUCAGACAACCCGCACCCGCCAUGGGAGACAGGACACCUUAGUGAGGGUUCUGAGUCCAGUGUGGAGGAGCACAAGGAUUAUCGUGCUGGAACCGGUGGCGUCUCCAACAACCACGGCCGGGAUAACAGCGACUCAGAUGAGCAGCUUGGCCCUAAACGUCGGACUCCCCUGUCAUCUGAAAUAGGCAGAGGCAAACGGCCUCUCUGGCCAGAUGACCUUGGUGUGAUAGGCUCUGCAGAGGGUACUCGCAGCCUUAGACGGAGGCGUAAGGUCAAGCGCAUGGCAGUGGACCCUCCAGCUGAACCAGAGCCCCCUGUCUCCACCAUGCUGGGGCCCCCACCUGUCCCCAAAGCCCGACCUGGCGGUAGACUGACUAGACUGUGCUCCGGGGAGAGCAGAAAUGCUAUGGAACUUUGCGGAGGGAGCACGGUCGGCCCUGUUGGGGGAAAGAGCAGGAUCAAGAAGAGGAAACUGGCUACACACAGGCUGGGUAUGGAAGCUGCGGAUGAAGGAGUGGUGGUGGAAAGUGAGGAGCCCAUAUCCUCUCCAACAGAGGGUGCCAAGGACAAGAUGGAGCUAGAGGAGCCAAAGGCCUCAGAUGAGGAAAUGAGUGACAGGUGUGAAACUAGCAGUGUGAGUAAUAGCAGCGAUGGAGGUCUCUACACCAAUGAUGAGGGGAGGCAAGGCGAUGACGAACAGAGCGACUGGUUCUACGAAGGAGAGCCGGGUUCAUCUGCAGGACCAGGAGGAGCGUGCGGAAUAGCAGGUGUCAUCCCGUGGUGGGAGAAGGAGACUGGCUCUGAGGAUCUGGAUCUGGCUGACCCUGUGUUCAACAGCAUUCUCACUGGAUCCUUCCCCCUCAUGAGCCACGGUUCACGCAGAGGGUUUCAGGCCCGACUGAGUCGUGUCCAGGGACAUCAGUCAGCCUCUCAGGGCGGGUUGCAGGGCAGCUCCAGUCAAGGCUUUAACGAUAGACUGGGUCGACAAAACCAGGACGACCCGUGGUUCAGUUCUGGUACUAGACUAGAACAUGCACAGUUGCACUGGGACUCUCGGUCGGACAGAGGACACCGGAGAAGCUGCUCAGCCAAAACAGCCAAUAGACAAACUAGCGGUCACCUCGGCUCACUGUGUACAGGGGACGUCAAGCGUAGACGAAAAGCUGCCCCCCUCGGUUCUGCCGCACCCUCAGUGGUUGGAGAGAACGCCCCUCCCAUCCCUGAGAGCAACAUGGGGAGCCGAAUGCUGCAGAGCAUGGGAUGGAGUCCGGGAAUGGGCCUGGGCCCUGAGGGGAGAGGCAUCACCGAGCCCGUCCGGGCCACGCAGAGACCGAAGGGCACCGGUUUAGGUUUUAACUAAAGACUCAGGACUCUGAUUCUGAAGGUUCCAUUCUAGCAGAUUCAACAGUGGCGCUGAGGGACAUGAGGAACGGCUCUCCCAUAUUGGGAAGGAAUCCCUCGGUGUUCUUCAUAAGACGCGCUACGAACUGAAGUGGAGCAAAGAUUGUUUUUCUGCUCGUCGUUGGCGCUCUCAGCUGGCAUGCAGCCCCUUUACCUCAGACAUCAACAGCUCUCCUGUUGACCACCUGCCAACGACGAGACGACGGUUCAUGAAUGACUGAUGAUUUUGUUAUAUUGCACAAGAGCGCGGGGGCGAGGAAGAGGCUGUACCUCAAGAUUUUAAUUCGAUUCCUCUCAAAUGCAAGUGAAGGUGCACUGUGUUCUCAUGACGCUGGAUCCUUCUGUCAGAAAAGCCACAGGAUGUUUUUUUGUUCUCGAGUUUAUCAACUAGAAAUAUGAAAGACAAGGGCGACCCCUUUAUUGAGACACUGGUGGGUUAGCUAUGCUUUUUAGUUUGAGUGUACUACAUUAUCUAGACGGAUGUUUCACUGCUGUCACUUUACCUGUUGUUUCAUUGAGGGCUCUCUUCAGAGAGAAACAUUAAAACUAUUUGCAGCUGAAUCAA
Messenger RNA from Synchiropus splendidus (mandarinfish), 2315 nucleotides. It is a transcript of the gene gpatch2, whose product is annotated as G patch domain containing 2. NCBI's taxonomy places the organism in Eukaryota, Metazoa, Chordata, Actinopteri, Syngnathiformes, Callionymidae. Gene Ontology annotation, molecular function: nucleic acid binding. Bases 132 to 1709 code for a protein of 525 amino acids. The record is from RefSeq and is a predicted model, not a curated record. The transcript has 10 exons.